Molecule: messenger RNA, 2457 nt
Organism: Paramecium tetraurelia
Lineage: Eukaryota; Ciliophora; Oligohymenophorea; Peniculida; Parameciidae
Exons: 1
Source: RefSeq, a predicted model, not a curated record
AUGUCAUAAAUGGAAUCAAUUUUGCGUGGAGGUGGCUGUGGAACUUCAAAAAUACACCCGUUAUAAUCAGGAAUCUCAAAGAUGGAUAAUUAAGAACUUCAAAAUUUCUUUAAUAAAUUCAACUUUUAUGUUGAGAAAAUUUGCACUAAGGCUGUUGUUGCUGCUGAUUAGUCAGAAUCUUAAGAAAUAAUGAUAGCUCUUUAGUGGUUUAAUUUUUAAGAAGAAAAUAUUUACAAUCUCAACUAAAAUGCUGAAAGUGUAGCGAAAUCUUACGAUUUAAUUUUAGAGGGAAUCAGAAAGUUAUUGAAAAGCUGUUUGAUCUACAUUAGAACAGAUUCGUUUAAAUGUUUAUAUAUCUUAUCAACAACAGCGUCUUUAUCGAAAGUGAUAUUUAGCUUCCAUAUAUUAAAACAGGAGAGAUUUAUGAAAUGUGAUUUAUAACAGGAAUUUUUGGAUAUCUCUGAUGAACUAAGAUAAUAAAUAAAAAUAGAGAAGAAUGAUUUGAUUCAAAAUUAACUAGAAGUCUAUCUUUUCUUAACAAAAACCUCUUUCGAAAUCUCACCAAAUAAUAGUAAUGAAAGGGAUGAAAUCUUAAAAGGAUGUUUAAGUGGGAUUAUUCGUUCGAUAAUUGAUAUGAAGCCAAGCGAAUAAUUGCUUGAAUCAUUAUUUCGAGGAGCCUGUCAUAUUUACAAAUUGCACGAGGUAAGCAACAAUAGAAAAUAAUUUGAAGUUUAUUAUUAAAUAGAUAUGUUGUAAUGGGAAAUAAUAAGCUAUUUUAAGAAUGACAAAUUUUAAAAUCUAGACGAAAUACUUUUAGAAGUUCAGCAGGUACAUGAAAACAUAGUAAAAAAUUCAAAUUUAUGGAAAUAUCAUUAUCUUUGGGUGUAGAUGAUUGGAAAAAUCUUAUAAUUUAAUCCUCUCAUAACUAAAAAGAAAUUAUCUCAGCUAAUAAAUUCUUUCAACUUUGGAUUAAAGCCAGAUUAAAUUUGGAACGAAUAUAAGAGAAAAGGAUUAUUAAUUUAAAUGAAUCAUAGAAAUGACUAAGCAGUCAUCUAACUUAAUUAACUUUAAAAUAGUUAAUUAAGUUAAAUGGAUACAUAAAUAUUAGAAGUCUUUUUCAAAGAAUGGGAAAUGUUUUUAUUACUUAAAGAUUUUCUCAUAAAUGAACAAUAUUUAAAUAACUCAUUUACGUUUGGAUCAUAUCUAAAAAGCACAUUAGUUAUUGAAGGAAAUGAACUCUAAAAAAGUGAAAUUAUAUCUGCAAUUAAUAAUAUCAAGACGUUUUAAGACAUUAUGGUUUCCAAGAAUUUGCUUACUUUAAUUAAAUAAAAUGAUGAGAAUUUGGAUGGAGUUAUAAAAAUUUUGAGUAAUUUUAUGAAAAAUAAGCAAUAUAAUGAAAGAACUACAUUAAAAAUUUCCUUAUAACAACUCAAAAAAAUCAUAUAAAAAUUAGAAGACAAUUUCAUAAAUACUUAGGAUAUCAUAAAAAUUAUGAGUCUGAAUUAAGGCAAAUUGAUAAAGAAAAGUGAAAAUAAGAAUUUUGAGGAAAUUAAUAAAUUGUCAAUUAAAAAAGAGCUAUUAGAAUUGUAUAUUCUUGAAGAUCAAAAUGUUAAUGGAGAGGAUGAUACUAUGAGAAAUUUAAUUUUUGAGGAGCUUAAAAAUUUUGAUUUCAAACCUUAUAAAUAUUCUUUUCUUGAGUCACCUUAUAAAAAUAAAAGCAAAGUUGUUGGAGAAGUUUAAGAGUUGAUCUAGAUUUAUCAGAAAGAAAUUUACAAGUUAGAGAUAAAUGAGCUUCAAAAUGACUUGUUGCAAUAUUUUUAGAAUUUAGUUAAUAACCUAGGUUAAUUUUAUAAAAACAAGUGUAAAGAAAUUUAAAACACCUUUUCAGACUUCAAUUUACACCUUAAGGAAACUAUGAUCAUGAUGUAUUAAUUUGAGGCAGUUCCAAAAAUUGCUGAACUUAAUAGAAUUAAAUAAUGCUUUGCUGAUAAGCACUUCCUUGAAUUUGUAGAAAGCUUAAGGUUCAAAAUUUUAAUGCUAAAAAUAAAAUUGGUUGCUUCAAAGAAGUCUUUUUAAUUGAUAUUAGAAAAAGGGGAACCAGAGAAAUUAAAAGGAUUGUCAAAACUCAUAAACAUUGAUGAAUUUUUGCUCAAUGUAAUUGAAGAUUUUCCACAAAGAAUUAUGAGAGAAAAUGUAAACUUAAACCUAUUGCCUUCUGAAUUAUGCAACAUUGAAACCACAGAAGAAAUUUUUGAAGUUAAUUUAUCAAAGUAAAAAGGAAUAAUAUAAUACCUCAUAUUUAAAUAGAGUAUAAAUAAAAAACUGAUUGAAAAAUUAGGGGAAGAUUUAGAUUUGAUUGAAAAAGAAUUUGGAGAUAUAUGUAUCACUGAUUCUCCUUCCUAAUAGUCUAUGUUGAAAAUUAAGAAAAUUUGUUAAGAUCUAGAACCAAUAAGUUGA